CCAGACCAAGCUCUUCAAGAGUACUAUGAAGCCCUGGAUGCCAGUGGGUGGAGUUGUGUUUCUAUGUGCAACGAGAAGCACUCCAACUCAAAGAGCUGCCUCAACAACGGCGUAUGCAACGUGUACAUCGGCAUCGGACCCACCUGCUUAUGUGCAAAUAUUAAUGAUACCUGGUAUCUCAGAGAUGACUGCAGUUUUCCAAUUGACAAGAUUGGCUUCUACGCUGGUUUACCAACUACUCUCCUAGUUCUCUUACUGAUCUUGGGAGCUCUGUCUUGGUACCUCUACUUCAACAAGCAACGACAGAACCGCAAGAGAGAAGUCCAAGAGUCGCUGGUGAAAGAGUGGCUUGAGGAAGACGUGGUCUGGCCUAAUUCUAGAGGUCAUAUCCCUGCACCUUCAGCAACGUACAGUAACCCCUCCUUCAGCGCGGACCCGACCAGCCGCCAGGGCCACUACCUCAUCCAGACCCCCCCGCGGGGAACCGCCGCAUCCUCUACCGGCGCCUUCAACUCAGGGCAGAACCAACACCAGCUUCAACCGAUAUCAAUAAAUCAGCCGAUCCAGAUCCGUCGGCCCCAGAUCAGGGUGGGGGGGGCCGAGCCAGCGGCGGGACCGACCCGCCACCUGGAGUCAAUGUACCGGUCCCCUGUGGAACGAGGAAAUGUAUUCAACAAUUGGGACGAAAGGCGUGACGGACACCUGAUGUAUGAUGCAUGAUGUAAAGACAUGAUGUUAUUCCAGAAAGGUAAUAAAGACUUGAGAAAGAGA
Molecule: messenger RNA, 771 nt
Organism: Gadus macrocephalus (Pacific cod)
Lineage: Eukaryota; Metazoa; Chordata; Actinopteri; Gadiformes; Gadidae
Exons: 5
Coding region: 64-720 (218 amino acids)
Source: RefSeq, a predicted model, not a curated record